Solea senegalensis (Senegalese sole) is the source of this 168-nucleotide messenger RNA. Lineage: Eukaryota; Metazoa; Chordata; Actinopteri; Pleuronectiformes; Soleidae. The record is from the annotation of a RefSeq genome assembly.
AUGCCUCAACUCAAUCCAGCCCCUUGAUUUCUGAUCUUAGUCUUCUCAUGAUUAGUAUUCUUGACAAUUCUUCCCCCCAAAAUCCUCAACCACACUUUCCCUAAUGAGCCUACCCCUAACAGCUCAAAAAAACCUCUAACUAACCCCUGAAACUGACCAUGACUUUAA